This is a messenger RNA of Phlebotomus argentipes, 5698 nucleotides long. RefSeq names its product ataxin-2 homolog. Bases 327 to 3023 code for a protein of 898 amino acids. The transcript has 10 exons. NCBI's taxonomy places the organism in Eukaryota, Metazoa, Arthropoda, Insecta, Diptera, Psychodidae. Gene Ontology annotation, biological process: cytoplasmic stress granule assembly. Gene Ontology annotation, molecular function: RNA binding. Gene Ontology annotation, cellular component: cytoplasmic stress granule. The record is from RefSeq and is a predicted model, not a curated record.
CUUUUAUAGCACAUUAUCCAUAAAGACUGGCUAGUCGGGUUGGCUGUUUUGACAGUCGCCCCAUCGCGUUUAGUAUAGUGCCAUCUCUGUCUGGCACACUUGGCAUUUGGAUUUAUUCGCCCCGUGUUAAAAUCAAGAGAGUUUUUAAGAUUUAUCCUAUAUAGAAAAUUGGUGUAAUCGCUCCAGAAGAAUACAGCAAUUGCCGUAGUUGCAACAGCUGCUUACCCGUUGCAGUUUGAUUGAAGGAAAACACGAUCAAAAUUCCGGUCUCCACGCGUUCGAGAGGCUUCCCACGGGUGCCGCAUUUCACUGAGUCCUCAGACGACAUGAACAAGAAGAAAAAUCGCCAAGUUCCCACAAGGCUGCACCAGAGGUCGCGGUCGGUGGUAGCCACGGAUGGCGUCUACAACAACUCCUACUUCAUGCACGCAGCCACUUCGCAUGUUGGGAACACGGUCCAGCUACUGACCCGCUCUGGGGUCACCUUUGAGGGCAUCUUCCGGACAUUCUCGCCACAGUUUGAGGUUGUCCUCGAGAUGGCACAUCGCGUAGAGGCGCCAGAGAAGGAGGAGGCCAACUUCAAUGCAUCCACCGUGGUGGAUACGCUAAUCUUCAAAUCGACCGACAUCGUCAGUAUUCUAGCCAAAGAUGUUGACUUAGACUAUGCCACUCGGGACUACUUCCAGACGGACUCUGCUAUCUCUUCACGGUGCAACGGUUCAUCUCGAGGUGAAGAUAAGGAACUGGAGCCAUGGGAUCCGGCCAGUGGCACUGUAAAUGGCGAGAUGGAGUUCCUCCUUGAGUUGGAUGGCAAUGCAAAUGGUUGGGAUGCGAAUGACAUGUUCCACAAGAAUGAGACAAUGUAUGGUGUUCAGUCGACAUUUGAUCAAUCGUUGGCGGGCUAUACUAUUCAAAUCCAGAAGAAGGAUACACAAGAUUUUAAGGAUGCAGAGGCAAAAGCUGAGGAGAUAGCUAAGGAAAUUGAAAAUCAUCCGAUGCACAAUGAGCGCGUGGAUGUUGAGAAUGGUGACGAAGAGGCGGCCUUUGCCUCUGUGGAGAGACCUAGCACAAGUAGUCCUGAUGCAAAUGUGUCAAAGGGACCGUCAACGAAUACACAGAAAUAUGUGCCUCCGGCGAAGCGCAAGGGACAGUCAACUGGCAAGCUAGUGCGAAGUACACCACCGCCAAGCAACAAUAAUGGGCCUCAGAUACCGCAGAGUCCACAGGCACCACACAAGAAUAAUAAUUACCAGGCGAUAGGCAUGGUUCAGGCGGCGCCUCAGCAGCAGCCGCCGCCGCCGCAGUCACAGCAGCAACCCCAAAUAAGUGCGACUCCACAACAAUAUAUUCACACUCAACCACCAUAUAUGCACAGUCAACCUCCUCCGAUUGUGGUGGGCUCUAAGAUGAAUGGCGAUGGCGCUAAUGUAAGCGGAAAUCAACAGAAAGCUCAAAUGCCUCCGCGGAAUAUUCGGCAGCAAUACCAACCACAGGCAGCCGCACCCCAAGUUGCCUAUACUGAGCCACCGCCCUCGAUGGUGGGACCCCAGGCGAUCCAGAGCCAGAUGCCGACCAUGGGGAAACCGCCGAUGCAUGUGGCUCAUCCUCAUGCUCAUGUUGUGGCCACCCACAUGGCUCCACCGCCUCCGGGUCCCGGUGAGGCCAUGUCGCCACCGGGGAUAGUGCACCAGAUUAUUCCGGUGCCGCAGAAGUUAGUGUCAGCACCGCCGCAGCCACAGAGGACGCCACGUUCGCGUGAGGAGCAAGUGCAGGAGUUUAGGAACUUUAAGGAGAAUUUCCAUUUGGUACCAUCGCCGUCUGCACACCAGCAUCCUCAGUCGGAUCAUUCACCGCCUCAGAUGCCGGUGCAGGUGCCACAGCAGCCGCCGCCGCAGGCACAACAAGUUGCUGUGAUAGACAAUGCGACAGCAGCGAAAUCUCAGCAUCAGCCACCGUCUCCUCCGCAGGAAAUGCAGCAAAUGGCGCCACCGCCACAAAUGAUAAACACGCAGGCAAUGCCGCCGUCUGUAGUGACGGUGCAAUCGCCACAGCAGCCGCCGACGCAGCAGCAGGCACCGCAGGGUCAGGUGCCACAGUCGCAGCCGCCGUUGGCCGUGACUCCUUCGUCUGGCGCUCCAUCGGCGUCCACCACACCGCCACAGCAGGUGCAACAGUGCGGUGUGGUGUCUGCGAGCCCUGCAGACGUAAAUUCUGGGGCCCCAGAAAAGCCGGCGGGAACGAAGAAGUUCGUACUUAAUCCGGCUGCCAAGCCAUUCACGCCACGCAGUCCGAGCACGCCGAAUCCGUCGCGGCCACACACACCCCAGACGCCAGGGCCGGCAAUUGUUCAAGGGGCGGCCUCAGCUGCAGCCGGCGGAUAUCCGCAGCCUGCCCAACAUGUGGCCACAGCGCCCACAUCCCUAAUGACGAUCCCCACAUACGUGGUGCCGACUCAACAGGGACCCUUUCAGACUUCACAGCAUCACCACGCUGGUCAACCGAGUAGAUAUCGCAAGACGGCUUCAGAAGUGGGAUACAGUUCGAGUGCACCGAGAUGGGAUCGACGGAACUUGUCGUAUCCAGUGCAAGUUCAAGCAUCGCAAAUUCAGGUGCAAGCGGCUACAGGAACACCGAUUUUGGCGGCAGCUCCCAUUCAACAGUUCAUGCCGUAUCCACAAGCUCCGCAUCACCCACAACAAUUCCAUUCACAACCUUAUCAACACAUGAUGCGAAUGUACUCCGAUGCACCGCAUCAGCCACCUCUUCAAUAUCUGGCUCCGACGCCCCCGUCGACGACGCCAUCGCCUGGACAGCCGCAUCAGCAGUAUCACCCGCAGCCGUCCCCUGCUGGCGGGGGACCGCCCGCUUUCACGCCCACUGGCCCGCAGACGCCGCAGUUCCAGAUGAUGUGCCCCGUGAUCACGGCGCCGCCCCAGCUCAUGCCACAGUACUUCCAGGGUACGGGCCAGCCUCCGCACGGCAACAUUCAGGUGCUGAUGGGACACCAGCAUCCGGCGCAGUAGCAUAGUGAGAUGGGGGCAGUGGGGCGUAGCGGGGCGACGACGACAGUUGCGACGGCGGGCGGCGGGGUGGCAAUGGUAGCGAGUGCAGGCGGCGGAGGGAUGAAUGUUGUGGCGGCGAACGUGGGCAGCCAGUCGAAUGGCGUGAGUAUUAUGGCAGGUGGCAAUCUGGGGGGCAGUGGCGUGUCCGGCGGUGGCGCAUAUUUAGGACAUUUCACCAAAUGAUAGAACUCUCAUAUUUCUUUUCCUUCACAAACACACUCAUACACACCUUAUAAAAGCUCAUUCUCGCGAGAUCAUCUCAUAGAGUCAAUACAACAUUGAGCAUAGUACAUCCCCUACAUCAAAACAUUUACACUGUUCACUGGAAGGAUGAUGGAGAAAUGCGUAGAGAGAUGCAACAGAGACGGAUUUUUGCUGUACAGAUAAAUCGCGAUGGUGAGAGAAAAGGGGGCAAAAAAAAUAUGGAAAAAUCUGGAAAAUGAAAGAAUUAACAUUUAUCGCCUUACAAUGAGAAAUACUGCAUUCAUUCUUUGUCAUUUUCCUGUAAUGAGAUUUUAUCCUUUAAGAGGUUGAGAAUGAGUAAAUAGUAUGAUAUAAAAUAUGUAAGAGAUGAUGAUACAAAAGCUGCUUCGACAACAAAAUAUUGAAGAAAAUAAAACAAAACACAAAUAGCGAAGGAAAACCAGUGAAAUGUGAAAAAAAAAAUGUUACAGAGAUUUAACAUAACUUUGUGUAGCUUACCAUUCAAUGUCUUUUCGUUCAGCGUAAAUGUUAUAUUUGGUUUUCUGGUUUUGAUGGAUAAAAGCAAAAUGAAGCACAUUUAAAAAAAAUGUCUAUGAGAAAAAGUAAAAAGCUUCUUCGUGCCUUAGAUAGGGAGAAACUAUACAGAUGAAAAAAAAUGGGUAAUGCAUAAUACAAAACAGUUGCAGAAAACACUAUUUUGUAGUGAUAAAAUUAUAUAAUUUCGCAAAAGUUUGCAUACACAAAGAAUCAUAUUUUGCUCGAUUAAUAAAAAAAAAACGAUACAGCAAUAACUUCAAAAUUCAUUUCGUUUUUUUUUUAGUUACUCUUAAAGAUAGGAAAUGAGAAACAGCGGAGCAGUAACAAUUUGAUAGAUAAUGCAAAAAGAUAAAAUCUCUUAAAUUAAAACAAAUCAUUAAAGCACUUUUUUUUAGAGAACAUUCCUUGCUGAGAAGACAUCUUAUUUGAAGAAUAAUAUUGAAUGCGACGAAAUUCAUAAUAUAAACUGUAUGGUUUGAAUAAGGUACAUUUAUAUACAUUAUUAUGCAUAUUUAAAACAGCAAAUAUCCUUCUUCUGCACAUUAUGUUGCAAGAAGACACGGGAUAAAGUAAUAAAGUUUAUAAUUCACUCAUUUCGCCAUCAUUUUUCAUUUCAUUUCACGUUAAAAAGAUUUUUUUUUGUGGGAACGAGAAUGAAAGCUGUCUUUUACGCAAAUGUCAUGCAUGAAACUCAUUUGAGAAGGAGAAAAAUAUCCCUCUUUAUGUAUAGGAAAAAAAAACAAAACACAAAACAAUAAGAACGACGAUGAAAAUAUCAGACAAAACACUAAUAAUAAUUUUUGGGAGCAGGAUAAAAAUGAAAAAAAAUGUUGAGUGUAUUCAGUUGAGCAGAGAAUAUUUUCUCCCAAUUAAAUUGUAAAAAAAACAGUGGGUGAAUGUUGCCGAUGCUGCAAAUAUCAUAAUUCAGAAUGAUAUUGAAAUACAAAAUGGAACACAUUAAAUUAUAUAUAAAUGAUAAAACAAUGAAAAACAAGAGAAACAAGAAGCAAUCUGUGAACGUGAAAGCAAAAAAGAUAAAACUUUUACCAACAAAAACCCUUGCAAAUCCUGAUUGUCUUAGAAAAAAUUUCUGUAGAGUGAAAGAAAGUGUCUAGAGAUGCUGAUGAGAAAGAUUAAUGGGGAAAAUGUUACUGGGAAAAGUGGGAAAAAACAAUGCAGAUAAAUUGUCAUUAUUGCGAUACUGAGAAUGGCGGGAGAGAUCUGUUUUAAACGUAUAAAAAAGUGAAAAUUAAGACGAAUACCGUAUAAAAGAAUAUUUUAUCUCGGAUGAUUCUCCUCGAUUUCCAAUGUUUAUUUUUCUUUCCUAGAUGAUGAAUGCUCGUGUACGGGAGAAAUACGUUAAAAAAAAAACAAAACUACACUGAUGAGAAUAAAAGACGAUAUUGCAUUAAUGACGAAUGAGAUAGCAAAUGAUUAACCCUUGAUGAUAAAUUGUAGGAAGAGGAGGAAAAAAAGAUUGCAAGAACAUCAUUGCACAGGAAAAUCCAAUACAAAUAGACUUUUACACGAGACACAAGUUCGUGGACGAAGAUAAGAGAAGAAUUGCUAAACAUCAGUAAGUAACUGAAAGAACUGUGUUACAAUGAAAGAAGAAGAAGAAGAAGAAGAGAAAAUCAAUUGAAGAGAAGCAUGAAAAAUGUACAUGAUCAAGCUAACAUAAAUAUUCGUGACGGGAAAAGAACAGCAGAGAGAGAGAACAAUUGAAAGAUUCAUUAAAGUCAGGUGUGAGAGUCGCGAAUUAUCGAAGGUGCGAAAUGCGGUUGAAGGGGACAGUCAGAUAGAUGGGAAGAUCAGAAAAUGUUAGCUUGAUAAAAUGAGAAAAUUUUGUAUUUAACAUCCAAGAAGAAAAAGAAAAUAAAUUAUAUAAAACGCCA